AUGUAACUCGUGGUUGGUGACUGUGCACUGGUUGGAGGACUCUGACGUUGUGGUGCAGGUUUCAGUGUUGCAGGCCGGGCCCAGUGCUGCAGGUUGUCCGGUAGGGUGCCUGCCGAGCUACAAGCAUGCUGUCGAUGUCAGGAGCAGAGGAGGGGAACGUGAAGAAUAGCUGAAAACUGACGGUGAGCUCCUGUUAGGAAACAAACCAGAACGGCGAAUGAUUGUCCGGUGUGUUUAAGUGAGGAUUUCACUGUCCUCAGAUCAGCCGUUGAGUGACGCAUUAACAAGCACUGCUCGUUUCUUUUUUUUCUUUUUGCGGUUAUUUAAUGGGACAGCGAAAACGCAAAAAACGCAAGGUAGGCUACCGCUCUUGUCGCCAGCCCUGCUACUUUAUUUUCAUGGACUAAUACGACACACAGAGGGCUGAGAAAUGUUUCACUACGGCGUAAACCGCUCGUCUUCGAAGACAUCGUCCGGUUUUUAGCGUUAGAUAACCGUUAACGUGGAUGUUUUUUUGGUCGGGGUCGUGAAUGUAUGAAGUGCUCGGAUGUUUUAUUUUGUUUUGAAAAGCGUCGGUUAGGCUUCACCUCUUCAUGCCUCAACCGACCAACCACAUGAGAGGUCGACGUCCGGAAUAGCUUUAACCACAAAACAAAAGCCCCCCUACCACCACACUCCUUUUUUAAAAUAAAUCGUUUUCACCUGAACCGACGAGGAGAAAAAUGCGUGUGGAUUUGUUUUGGAUAUGUUUGUGGUGUUUCCUCCGUCCUGGUGCCACCGGUCAAGGGCAGUCGACGGCCGUUUGUUCGCCCUCAUGCAGCUGCGAUGAAGAUGGGGGUGCAGACUGCUCCGGGAGAGGGCUGACCACCGUCCCGGCUGGCCUCAGUGCUUUCACCUACUACCUUGACCUGAGCAUGAACAACAUCACUGAGCUCCCAGCAUAUGUAUUCAAGCACUUCCCCUAUCUGGAAGAACUACGACUUGCGGGGAAUGACCUGUCAUUCAUCCACCCUGAAGCCUUGUCUGGACUCCAUCAGCUCAAAGUCCUGAUGCUCCAGAAUAACCAGCUGAAAAGUGUGCCCAGUGCAGCCCUGAAGAACCUUCAUUCCCUCCAGUCACUUCGCCUGGAUGCAAACCAUAUUACCGCUGUUCCAGACAACAGUUUUGAAAGCCUGCAGCAGCUGCGCCACCUCUGGCUGGAUGAUAACAACCUGACGGAGGUUCCAAUCGGUUCCCUGAGACACCAAGCAAACCUUCAGGCUCUAACGCUGGCGCUGAACCGCAUCUCAUUCAUACCAGACAACGCCUUUGCAAACCUCACAAGUCUAGUUGUGCUGCACCUUCACAACAACAGAAUUAAGGAGAUUGGAGACAACUGUUUUGCUGGACUCGUGAACCUGGAGACACUAGAUCUUAACUUCAACAAUCUGAUGGUUUUUCCUAAAGCGAUAGAGACCCUGCCCAAACUCAAGGAACUGGGGUUUCACAGCAACGAUAUUGCUUCCAUACCUGAAGGGGCCUUCCAUAACAACCCCCUGCUCCGAACCAUACAUCUUUAUGACAACCCCCUAUCCUUUGUGGGUGCUUCAGCUUUCCAGAAUCUGUCUGACCUGCACUCCCUCAUGUUGCGAGGGGCCAGCAUGAUGCAGGACUUCCCCAUCCUUACGUGGACGAAUAACCUUGAGAGUCUGACCCUGUCAGGAACCAAGAUAUCGUCCAUCCCCGCUGAUCUUUGUGAGGAUCUCAAGUUGCUUCGGACGCUAGACCUGUCCUACAAUGAGAUCAAGGAGCUACCAGCCCUCCAGGGCUGCGUCCGACUGCAGGAGAUAAGCUUUCAGCACAACCGUAUCCAGCAAAUUGACAGGGACACUUUCCAAGGUCUCUCUGCUCUCCGUUUACUAGACCUGAGUAGAAAUGAAAUCCGAAUUAUCCACAGAGACGCUUUCCUCACCCUCACUGCACUCACCAACCUAGACCUGAGUAUGAACUCUCUGACUGCGAUCCCAACGGCUGGACUGAGCGCGCUCAGUCAGUUGAAACUCUCAGGGAACCCACAGAUGAAAAAUGUGCUGAAUGCAAAAAACCUGCCCAAACUCAGGUCCAUCUCUGUCCCUUAUGCGUACCAGUGCUGUGCAUUUGUCGGAUGUGAUUCAGCUGCGAGUUCUGCAGAGGAAAAUGACUUCAAGAAAUCUGCAGGCGGAGAGGAUGUGGAAAGAAUUUCGAUGAUUAUGCAUUGUUCUCCUUCACCUGGAGCGUUUAAGCCCUGCGAGCAUCUGCUGGGUAACUGGAUGAUUCGUCUGACCGUCUGGUUCAUCUGCCUGGUGUCCCUGGUGUUUAACAGCCUGGUGCUGGUGGCCACCUUCUCCCCCACACAGCGAGCGGCAGGCCAUUCUCACUCCCUCACCCCGUCGCUGUCUCCAGCCAGGCUGCUAAUGGGGCUUCUGGCCCUGGCCAACCUGCUCACAGGCCUGUAUGUUGGCGUGCUGACCGUGCUUGACGUUGCUACCUGGGGCUCCUUCGCCGACUUUGGCGUGUGGUGGGAGAUGGGGCCUGGCUGUCAGAUCACAGGAGCUCUGGCCGUCUUCUCGUCAGAAUGGGCCAUCUUGUUGCUCUCACUGGCAGCCGUGGAACGCAGCGUGGCCGUGCGGACGAUUCUCGGGAAGGUGAUGAUGUCGCCCAGGAGGAAUGGCGGCAGCCGUCGAGGAUGCUGGAGAGGAGAUCGACGCUUCAGCCUGGCUGCAGGACUGUUGGGGCUGCUUGCUGCUGCUGCAGCCUGCUUGCCUCUCCUGACCUCCAACAACCAGUCGACGUCUCCCCUGUGCCUGCCCUUCGCUGGUGGUGAAAGCCCAGCUCUGAGUGUUACAGUCGUUCUGGUGCUGCUCAACGCGCUGGCUUACCUUUUCACUGCAGCUGUGUACACCCAGCUGUACUGCCAGCUGGGCAGAGUUGAGCUGGCAGAUCCAGAGCAGACCGGCGCCCUGAGACACGUAGCCUGGCUCAUCUUCACCAACUGUAUCUUCUUCUGUCCUGUGGCAGCUUUCUCCUUUGCCCCUCUCUUAACAGGCUCCUCAGCUGGCGGCCCAGAGAUUGCCAAGUCUGUCACCCUCAUUUUCUUCCCACUGCCUGCAUGCCUGAACCCAGUGCUGUACGUGUUCUUUAGUCCAGCUUUCAGGGAGGACUGGCUGAGACUGCGCGGCUGCGGAGAUUUGAGCAGAGAGGUGAAGGCUGGUGCCGAAAGUCAUGGAGACGAUGGUGGCGGUGGGUCGGAGCUAACAGAUGGAGGCUCCUCCACCCACUUGGGCUUUGACUGUGGGGUUUACUCGCAGCUUUGUGGAGAGACAGUUGUAUGCGAACAGUGCGAGGCAGCGCUGCAUGCCAGGACCUGCUCUUCUCCCUCAUCCUCCACAGUCUGUAGACACUUGGUGAAGUCUCACAGCUGUCCCACCCUCCUGGCGGGAGCUGCAGUGUGCCAGCGCGCCGAGGGGUUUUGGGCAGACAGCGGCACACCCUCCGCUCAGUCUGAGUACGCAGAUGAGGGGGACUCGUUUGUGUCAGACAGCUCGGACCAGGUUCAGGCCUGCGGCAGAGCCUGCUUUUGUCAGAGCAAAGGUCUUCCCCUGGUACACUACUCAUACAACAUACCUCGAGUCAAGGACUAAGGAGAUUUCAGAGCGCCAGGAUGUCUGUGUGCACAGAUCUCUGUCAUGUGAAUUUAGAUGCUACGAGAACAUGUAAACAUUUUUAUAUCAAACAACAAAAUGUGCCCAAUUACCCUGCUACAAGACUGUUCAGCAAGCACUUAUGUUUAUAAUUAUUGUGUAAACAGAGAUGCAACCAAUCAUUUAAAGGGAACUUGGUAUGCUAUUUGAACUCAAAGACAGAUUCCAAAUGAGCUGAACUGAGCAUGUCAUGUCACAAUCCGGUCGACAAAGGAUCUCACAGGAAAGGAAAAUCUCACCACCAGUGCCUGCCUCUUGCUUUUGAUUGGAUAUCACGAUGUUGCAAGCCUCAGCGUACGUGUCAAAGAUUUUGUGAUUUAUUUUUUUUUUCACCUGUACUUAUAAGCUUUUUCACUUUUAAUUGUUAUACAUCUUCACCUUUUUGUAAAGCUUCUCCACAGCAACUGUUGAUUUUAUACAUUGAUUUUUUUUUUCUUUUUUUACAUAAAUGUAGCAAAUGUAAUAAUCAUCCUAGACUUUUCUGUGUGAAUGUAACUUUCAGGUGGUCUUUAUCCACGUGAAGGGAAUAAUGUAAUGCCAGCAACAACUUCUGCUCUACCUGCCUGUGAUCGUAGUAUGUCAGUGUGAGAAUGGUAUAAGUAAUCGCCAGUCUGUAAUAAACGUUUAUUUGCUUUAAGUUACUAAGACUAAGAAUGUGAUAAAAGUUGCAGAUAUCACUGUUUUAGCAACAGCCAUGCCUGGUGGUGAUGAAAGAUGUUAUUUAUUGUUUGAGUAGCAGGAGUGUCUGGGUGGAGAUGAUUGCAGGUGAAUGAACUUUGGUCUUUGAAUGAUACUUUAUAAUCCAAGCAUUCACUAAAACACUUCUCUGUUUCAUUCUUCACAGGGAACUUAGCCAUUUAGGUCAAUAUUUUCAUUAGUCUGAAAGGUAAUUCCAGUUAUAUUUAAACCUGGGCCUAAUUUUCUGAGUUUUUGCCAUCAUGCUGUUUGACUUGGAUCAAUUUUUUUCUUAACUGCAAAGCUACAUAUUGUAUUUGUCACUGGGCUAAGAGACCUAUCAAACCCAAGCAACAUAAAACCGUGAAUAUCUGAUAGCUGAGGUAACUGUUUUUAACCCAGCAUUUUGGGAAAUAUGCUUAUUCGCUGUCUUGCUGACAGUAAGGUGAGAAGAUCAGCAGCACUAAUCACAUUUCUUUAUGCUAAAUAUGAAUCUACAGCUUGCAGCUGGUUACCUUAGCUUAGCAUAAAAACUGGAACAAGAGAGAACGGCUGGCCUGUUUAGUCUAUUAAAAAACUGAGGAAUUAAACAAACAGGAUAUUAGGUGUCGAUCAGAGAGCUUCAAAUGGGUGACAGAUUAUGUUGCCUUCAGACGUAAAAUGAGCCGUUUCCCCUGUUUACAGAUUUUAUGCUAAGCUAAGCUAACUGGCUCUCGACUGUAUAGCAUUAGCAUUCAAUUAGCAUUCUUCUCUAACCCUACACAUUGUAGAUAAUAACUGUAGUUAUAAUUACUAUAAUUACUGCAAAAAUACUAAGAAUAAUAGAAACAUAAUUGUAGUUUGGUGACCAACAAGCAUCAAUCAAAUCAAACUCAACUGCAUCCCUAGUUGAACUCUGUGAGAAGGAUGUUUGCUGAUGUGCAUUUCUGGCUGAUUCAAAACUUACCAUUAAACUUAAUUUGGCUUGUCAACAACAAGUUAAACACAUGAAUACCGUCCAAGUUAAACACGUGAAUGUAAUCCCACUCUUCCACUUCUUCCAACAUGAUGUGAACGCAGUACAAGACUGGCAGCCAGCUGAGUCAACAAGAAAGUGAAUAAGCGGUGCCAAAAAAUAUGAAAUGGACCAUUAUAAUUGAAAUGUGGGUGAUCAUUAUUCAGCCACAGAUAUUUAAAGACAAGUAUCUGCAGUGUGUUUAGAAGGAUUUUUUUUUUUUUUUUUUUGAGGGGGUGGGGGGCGGGUUUGCAUGCACGUGUGCAGUCUGUGUACCUGUUGAGGUAAUGUGUCAACAAUUCAACCAGAAUAAGUACGCAUGACGGUACAAAAGUAGGAAAACAAGGUCUAUGUUGAAGAUAAGAGGAAUUAUCUUAAAGCUAAUUCACUGCCUCUAAUACUUACUGUAUGUUCAUUUCCAGUUUCAUUGUACAGGUAAUCAAAAGAGCAUUUUUAUUUUGUAAAGUAUGUCAACAUAGAUGUCUUCUCGCCCUGAUAGGUGACCUGAGUGAGGCUGAGUGUGUGUGACCAGGGAUUGACUGAUUGUUUGGUGUGCUGGAGCGUGACUGUACACAUUAAGGUGGAUACACCCUUAGAGCAUGUAUCCACAAGUGCUCGUCAUGUGAGCGCUCAGGAAUUUAGGCAAUGUAGAGAAGUGUUUUCUUCCACCAGCAAGACAUUCUUGUGUUGUUGUAAUGCACCAUUUUAAUCUUUGCGUUUUAUUUUCAUGUUUUCAUGUUGGCAUUGUCUCGACUAGGUGUGUUGGUUGUUGCACCAAACAAAAUGUCCAUUGAUUGUUUGAGAUGUCUGAUGUUCCAUCUGGUGGAGAUUUGCAACUGUUUUAGUAGUUUGCUUAUUGGUUUUUGUAUUUGUAUAUAAAUUAUUUGAAAAGAAAACAAGUAAUCAAAAAUGGGAUGCUAACUAAGAAAGCUACCUCCUCGACUGUAGUGGCUACCAGCAGUGCUUUGUAAAAGAAAAGUCUGUUUUCAUUUGCUGUUGAUCUUUGGUUGCCUUCCUGGAUUUAUGUUGACACACAUGGUUCUACAUCAUUUUAGAUAAGUGCAAAUUGUGGGAGGAAUCUUUGUACUGUAUACUGUGAUUUUUUUUUUUUUAACCAAACUAUAAACUGUUUUUUUUUGUUUGUUUGUUUUAUCUUUUAUAGAUACAAACUGGCAGAAUAAUACAGAUUAUGAAAAAUUUCACCUAAUUUCAUUUGAAAUUAAAUCUUAUUUGUAGUUUUUCAUGUGAGAUCUCCCAAGUUGUUUUAUUCUAUUCGAGUAGGAAAAUAAUUCCAUAAAUUGUGAAUGAAUAAAAUUGAAAGAACACAGUAAUAUUUUUAUUUACAUUUAUGUUAAAAUUAAAGCACAGCAGUGACCAUUGUUUUCAUCAA
Messenger RNA from Scatophagus argus, 6778 nucleotides. It is a transcript of the gene lgr4, whose product is annotated as leucine-rich repeat containing G protein-coupled receptor 4. Gene Ontology annotation, cellular component: membrane. Gene Ontology annotation, molecular function: protein binding; G protein-coupled receptor activity. The transcript has 18 exons. Gene Ontology annotation, biological process: G protein-coupled receptor signaling pathway. NCBI's taxonomy places the organism in Eukaryota, Metazoa, Chordata, Actinopteri, Scatophagidae. The record is from RefSeq and is a predicted model, not a curated record. The coding region runs from base 723 to 3659 and encodes 978 amino acids.